Molecule: messenger RNA, 2216 nt
Organism: Phalaenopsis equestris
Lineage: Eukaryota; Viridiplantae; Streptophyta; Magnoliopsida; Asparagales; Orchidaceae
Product: branched-chain-amino-acid aminotransferase-like protein 1
Exons: 19
Coding region: 104-1774 (556 amino acids)
Biological process (GO): carboxylic acid metabolic process
Molecular function (GO): catalytic activity
Source: RefSeq, a predicted model, not a curated record
UCAAUCCGAUUUAUAUCGCCACUACGGUGGCUUUUCCGAGUGUUCACGCUUCACGCUACUGAAAAAAGCAGCGGAGGGCGAGAGAGUGAAGAGAAACAGAGCAAUGGCGAUUCAAGAGGGGGAGGUCAUCAACUGUUGGUCCGCUCCAAGAUCUCUCAGCACUAGUCUGAUGUACUCCUUCGCUCAGAGAGAUGACAUUGAAGUGCUUGAUGAACCCCUCUAUGCAAAUUUUUUGAGGAUUACUGGUAUUGAAAGACCAUAUCGCAACGAGCUUCUUUCCAAUAUGAGUUCUGAUGGCAAUAAAGUCAUCAAGGAGGUCAUCUUUGGUCCAAUGGAGAAAAAAUACCGUUACUGUAAGCAUAUGGCAAAACAGCGGCUCCCAAACCUAUCAGAUGAUCUGAUGAAGAGAGGGAAGCACUUUAUCUUGAUAAGGAACCCCCUUAAUAUCUUGCCAUCAUUUGAUAAAGUUUCUCCCCCAUCAUUCCUUGAACUGGGAUUGGGUGAUCUCGUCUCUAUAUAUAGUGAACUAUGUAAAGUUGGAAAACCUCCACCUGUUAUAGAUGCAGAAGAUUUAAAAAAUGAUCCUGAGGAAACUCUCCGUCAUCUAUGCCAUGACUUGGGUAUUCCUUUCCAAUCUUCGAUGUUGAAGUGGGAAGCUGGUCCAAAACCAUUCGAUGGAAUUUGGGCCCCAUGGUGGUACAGUAGCGUACACAAAUCAAUGGGCUUCCAAGCAUCACGAGCAUAUCCAGUGCCAUUUCCUCUAGCUCUAUAUGACUUGUUGGAACAAAGUUUGCCAUUCUACAAACUGCUUAGACGCCAUGUGAGGCUAACUUCUUCUCUGCAACCUCCUUCACCUGCUCCAACUCUUCCAGUCCCUGCCAAUGAGAAAAUACUUGUCUGGGUAGGUGAUGAGCUUGUUCCUCGAGAAGAUGCAAAGGUUUCAGUAUUUGAUUCAGUUGUACAAGGAGGUGAUGCAGUUUGGGAGGGACUACGCAUUUAUGACGGGAAGAUCUUUAAGUUAAAUGAGCAUUUAGACAGAUUGUUUGACUCAGCCAAAGCUUUAGCUUUCCUCAAUUUUCCAAGCCAUGAAGCGAUUAAGGAAGCUAUCUUCACAACUCUCAACUCGAAUGGCAUGCUUGACAAUGCUCACAUCAGGCUCACUUUAACUCGUGGUAAAAAGGUUACUUCUGGAAUGAGUCCAGCAUUCAAUCUCUAUGGAUGCACUUUAAUAGUGCUUGCUGAAUGGAAACCGCCUGUUUAUGAUAAUUCCAGAGGCAUAAAUCUGGUGACUGCCACCACACGUCGCAACUCACCAAAUAAUGUAGAUUCAAAAAUACACCAUAACAAUCUCAUCAACAAUAUUCUAGCGAAGGUGGAAGGUAACCUUGCUAAUGCCGGUGAUGCAAUCAUGCUUGAUAAAGACGGCUUUGUGUCUGAAACUAAUGCCACAAACCUUUUCAUGGUCAAGAAAGGAAUUGUAUAUACACCGCAUGCUGAUUAUUGCCUUCCAGGAAUAACUCGGGCAACUGUUAUUGAUCUUUUGUUAAAAAAGAAAAUUGUUUUGCGAGAACGAAGGGUCAGCUUAUCAGAGUUUCAUAGUGCAGAUGAGGUUUGGACUACUGGAACGAUGGGAGAACUUACACCAGUGGUCAUGAUUGACGGCCGUGUUAUUGGAAAUGGACAAGUAGGGCCUGUAACAAGAAGAAUUCAGAAAGCUUACAGAGCCCUGACUGCAGAAUCAGGAGAGCCGAUUCCUCUUAAUGCGGGUUUAUAAAAUUCAGAUAUUUCUGCAUAAAUUUACAUGAGAACAUUGCUCGAAUUUUCCAUUAGACAUAGAAUCUUGCAAUAAUGCAAUUGAUUUUCUAAAAUUGCUUGUUUUUGAAUCUUUCCAUAAAGUUGAUAAAUAUGUCUUUUACACGGAAAAUAUUUGCGUACGUCGGGAGGUUAUUCAGAGGGUAUAGGGGAGUUAUAUCUGUAUUAUACCUUCUAUAACCUCCUUGUAGCCAACCUGUAAACCUACAGAGAAGUUUCGUGUUUCUGUAGUUCCGAUAGGUACAGGUAAGUUAGAGGGAGAUUACAAGGUGAUAUAAUGCGAAUAUAAUCCCCCUCUACCCUCUGAAUAAUCUCUGACGUACACAACGCUCCGUUUUACACGAGUACUGUACUGCAAUAUUACUUUUACCACUUUUUCUGUAGUGAUGAAAAUAUUGCAUGAA